AUGGACCCAGUCCUUCAGCAUCCCCCAAAUCCAAAGGACCCGCCAAUCCCGCCAACUGCUCCGGACGCUCCGGACGAUAAUCAGCAGCAGCUACCAGACUGGCCCUCCUCUUCAAAGCGAAAGCUCGACGACACCGACACCGACAACGCUGACCCUCACACAAAAAUCAGGCGCAUCGUCCGUGACCAUGUCUCUCACGACCCCUCUCGUGUCGUGCCAAUGACCACCGUUAUCUGUCUCCAUGCAGCAGUCGCCCAAAAGAGCUAUGGGAACGAGAAGCGUUUUCUCUGCCCACCGCCCGUCGUCCAUAUCGAGGGCCCAGUAUGGCAGAUGCGCUCACAGAACCUCUCCAUGGCCGUCGUCAGCGAGACAGGCGAGCGUAGUUUCGAGCAAAAAGCGCCUCUCGACGCCAAUAUGACUAGCAGCUUCAAGUUUCUUCAUGUCACUGGCAGCGCAAAGGCAAAGAGUUUUCAGCUCUCUCUUGACAUCGCAGAACCCGUUCCAGGCUCGUCAGCGUCGCCAUCUGACUCUGACGGCCCCCCAGGCAGAGUAUGGGCUUCUUUCGACUCGGCCCCAGUCACCAUCAUCUCGAAACCGUCUAAAAAGACCGCAAAGACCCGCAAUAUCAGUUCUUGCAUCCUUGUUGGAGGGCCGGUAUCCCUUUUUAAUCGGAUAAAUUCCCAGACGGUUCGAACAAAGUAUAUGACCAUCGACCACGCCCAGCUCUGUGCGAGCAACCUCGCGUGGUCGGCCUUCAACGUCAAUGUUGUCAGUCGCCCAGCCGACGCUGCCCAUGUAAAUGGCGUUGCCGGUGCACCUACCCCAGUCACCUAUGGCAGCGAAAUCAUUCUCUCAGAUACUCAUUCUGGCAUCAGCACCUCCCCUCUUAUCAUCCGCAAGGUAGAUAAGGGCCGUGUUUCAUCUGAGGACGGCGGUCCAGUCAGCCAGAUGCAAAAGAUUGCCCUCCAGAAGGUGAAUUCAGAUGGCACGAGGCAUUACCUGAGCGCCGCUGGUCCUAUCUCGGGCCCACCAGGUAUUGUGCCUCCUCCUGGGCCCGGCAUGGCUUCGCAGGCCGGCACGCACCCCCUUCUCUUCCAAUCAGCUCGCGUCAGGGACGAAGUCAAAGACGGAGUCCACAUCUUGUCGGACGAAGUCGACGAUUAUCUCUGCUGGACCAUUGUCGGUAUUAGCAAGUUCCAAUAUACGUUCUUUGACGCCCUAGGCCAGAAUAACACCGUCCCAGAGGUCCCCAUCACCCCGUUUCCCACCCUCUUCACCGCACCGGUUUAUCGCACGGAAAAAAACACCGUCGAGCUGACCGUGUCCAAUUUCUUCUACGAGGACCCCAAGGGCAAGGGUGCCGUUCCAUUGGACGUCUACCUAGGGAAUCUAGGUCCAUUGAGGGCUAGAGUGUACCAGCCGAAUCAGCCGGGUGUCCUUACCAGUGUCAGCGGGUUCUCAGACCACACAGGGCCUCAGCCGAGCGAGCAGCCUCAGACUCAAUUCGUCUCUUCGGGGGUGUUGCAUACGAUCGUAAUGGUCGAGAUGCCGCCUCUUGUUGACGUUCUCAAAGCUCUCGAGGAAGACGCUCUUGCGCCGUCCGAGGGAAGUGUCGCGGGUCGUAGCUUACCCCUACUCUUUAUCCGCUCGUGUGACGGUGUUGGCUAUCAUUCAGGUCGAACCAUCACCUGCGAUAACGUCUUUGGAGUAGAUACUGGGUGGAUGGGCGGCAGUGGUAACACACCCGUCGAGGGCUGGACGCUGAGGGUUAUGUGA
Desarmillaria tabescens is the source of this 1776-nucleotide messenger RNA. RefSeq lists its product as uncharacterized. Gene Ontology annotation, molecular function: DNA-binding transcription activator activity, RNA polymerase II-specific; RNA polymerase II cis-regulatory region sequence-specific DNA binding. Lineage: Eukaryota; Fungi; Basidiomycota; Agaricomycetes; Agaricales; Physalacriaceae. The transcript has 2 exons. Bases 1 to 1776 code for a protein of 591 amino acids. Gene Ontology annotation, biological process: regulation of transcription by RNA polymerase II. The record is from RefSeq and is a predicted model, not a curated record. Gene Ontology annotation, cellular component: nucleus.